AACACAUAUUUUUCUUAUCUCCCAACAUUAAUAAUGAGGCUAAUGUCACUUAUGCUUUUAAUGUUUUUAUUUGUCUUAGUUGUAACAUGCAACGCAACGAAAGACAUUUUCAUACUGGCUGGACAAAGCAACAUGGCUGGUCGAGGAGGUGUUUUUAAUGGAAAAUGGGUAGGUGUUGUUCCAAAAGAGUGUAUGCCAAGCCUAUCAGUUUUGAGAUUAAGUGCAAAACUGAAUUGGGAAGAAGCCCGUGAGCCUCUUCAUAGAGAUAUCGACAUGAAGCCUUGUGGUAUCGGGCCCGGGCUUGCAUUUGCAAACGAGAUAGUUAGAAUGAAAAGUGGUGGUGGUAGGUAUGUUGUGGGACUUGUUCCUUGUGCCGUUGGUGGGACGAGAAUCGAAGAAUGGAGAAAGGGUGCCCAUUUGUAUAAUGAAUUGGUGAAACGAACUAUUGAAUCUGUUAAGAAUGGCGGUGGUGUAAUAAGAGCACUUAUUUGGUAUCAAGGUGAAAGUGAUACCGUAAGAGAAGAAGAUGCUAAGGCUUAUAAGGGAAGAAUGGAGAGUUUUAUUCAGAAUAUUCGAUCAGAUCUUAAACUACCAAAUCUUCUUGUUAUUCAGGUAGCACUUGCAUCAGGGGAUGGCAAGUUUAUAAAUAUGGUGAGAAAUGCUCAAUUGAGUAUCAAACUUCCUAAUGUAAGGUGUGCUGAUGCUAAAGGACUGCUUCUCCAGAGAGAUAAUCUUCAUCUUACAUCAAUGUCUGAGGUUCAUUUGGGUAUCCAGUUAGCUCAUGUUUAUUUGGCUUCCCCCAAUCAUCACUUUAAUUAUACAAAAAACAGUUAGUUGAUUAUGCAUUUACUUUGUUAGGUAAGUUAUGACUUGUCUAACAUAAAAGUAAUUACAUAUUUUCCGAUCACAUAACUUGACUAUUAGAUUUAGA
Messenger RNA from Lathyrus oleraceus (garden pea), 931 nucleotides. RefSeq names its product probable carbohydrate esterase At4g34215. The record is from RefSeq and is a predicted model, not a curated record. NCBI's taxonomy places the organism in Eukaryota, Viridiplantae, Streptophyta, Magnoliopsida, Fabales, Fabaceae. The coding region runs from base 34 to 834 and encodes 266 amino acids. The transcript has 2 exons.